AGAGUGUGGAAAGAGCCGCGUGGCCAAAUCUUAAAGGGGCUCCAAGCUGGCGGCACUAAUCGCUCCCGAAACGCACUGCAGACGUCUCAAUGCCAGCAGCCAAGCGGCGACGGUUUGAAAUUGUCGGACUGCAAUUUGUCGCCAGCGCUUGUAAUGGCACCCACUCCAGAUGACGACAUGGCGACACCGGGACCCAUAUAAAAUCCGUCGGUCUGCAGGCGGCGUACUCAGUUAACAUGUUCGCGUCCCAAGGGAAGUUACUCCUGGCCUUUGGCCUUUGCCUCGGUCUUCUUUUAACCAUAACCCACGCAUCCGCGCAGAACGCAUCCAAGGAAUCCGAGUCCUGGCAGCCCAUGCAGCCGCGGAAACGACAGGCUAUCGUGAAACUGGACCCAGUGGGCUCCGCAGCAGCCAAGAGCUACGAUCCUCCUCCGGAGUUCUACCGCGGACCGGGCUCAUCGUCAUCCAAGUUGGACAGCACUGCAGCUGGCUUUAUAUCCAAGCCCAUUAGUGCGCUGCUGUCGGUUGGAGGAGCUCAUGGCUCCCAAACCAGUGGCCUCAAUGAUAACCUCAGCCAGGCCUAUGAUAAGUGGAAAUUAGGUGGGAAUAUAAACGAUCGAAUAAGCGUAGGGCAUUAUGGCGGCAGUGGAAGUGCAGGCAAAAGUUACGCCUAUGACAGUCACCCCUAUCAGUAUGACUAUGGACCAUCCAACGGACAUGGCUACGAGCCAGGACCUGCUCCUGGGCACAGCUACUCCUCCAGCGGAGAGGCAGGAGUGCCAUACCACGUUUAUCGACCCCGACCCGAACAUGGCCACUACCCAGGGCCACCAGUGGACUACUCCUACAGCUCCUACCCCAUCGACUCCCACGAGAUAGUCUCCCACAAGGGAACGCCAGAGAUCUCACCAAAGGCCUUGCUGGCCAAAAGCUUCCUGAUUCCGCUGGCCAGUGCCACCGUUCUGGGUAUCGCCGCCGCCCUGGUCAGUAAUCCCCUCCUGCUGCAACUAGCUCCUGUCCCGGGGAUCGGUGUGGGAGUGGGAGUCGGACCAACAGUCGUCGGCAAACGAAGAAGGAGAAGACGGGCAGUGAUGCGGGCUUAAAGAUCAGGGAACACACUGGUGAAAAACUGUUUUAUCUAAGUACCGUACUCUCGAAAAU
This is a messenger RNA of Drosophila simulans, 1161 nucleotides long. RefSeq lists its product as uncharacterized. The transcript is spliced from 2 exons. The record is from RefSeq and is a predicted model, not a curated record. NCBI's taxonomy places the organism in Eukaryota, Metazoa, Arthropoda, Insecta, Diptera, Drosophilidae. Bases 237 to 1103 code for a protein of 288 amino acids.